AGAGAGAGAGAGAGAUUGGAUGGAUCCAUCUCUUUCUCUGGCACAUCACAUGCGCUCAUCCAUUUAUUUAAGUCCGGCCGACGACAGGCAGCACGCCGAAAGCAGACUCCGGUAGCAGAGCUCGGCACACUUCCCAACAGAGAUCAGGACUGAGACGUCCUCCGACAGAGUUCUCGCCCGCAUCAGCAUCCUUGCGGGACGCGGCAUUGUCGACACUGGGGGUCUUUUAAUGGGCCCCAAACCUCGCCAGCACCCCGGGAUGGCGUGCAGCGCUUGUUACUACCUGGUCAUCAGCUCCACUCACCUGAGCAAUGGACACUUUCGGCGGGUCAAGGGGGUCUUCAGGGGACCGCUGUGUCCAGCCUCCAGCACUGAUUCACCGGAAUGCGCAGAGAGGGCUUUGGGGUGCUCAGGAGAAGAUCUGAAGUCUCUUUUCUACUGUGAGCUGUGUGACAAGCAGUACCUGAGACACCAGGAGUUUGACAACCACAUCAACUCCUACGACCAUGCACACAAACAGAGGCUGAAGGAACUGAAGCACAGGGAGUUUGUUCGUAAUGUAGCCUCCAAAUCAUGGAAGGACCAGCGCAAACAGGAGAAGGCGCUCAGGCGUCUGCACCAGCUCGCACAGCUGCAACAGGAAACCCAGCGAGUCCCAAGAAGGAUGUGUGGGCUGAGACGUGGAGUCAGAGCUUUUAGCCAGCAACGAGACAGAGAUGUGGAUAAAAGAGAGCACAGCCCUGAGGGCAAUCCUGAAAUUGUCAACCACCCCCAGCGUGCCCCUACUACACCACGACGGACUCUCAGCCACCGGUCAGACAAUUCGUGCCAAUCUUCCUUACAAAUACCUAUCGCCCCUGCUCCAGUGGAGCCACCACUAAUCCCUUCGACAUCUGAUGUAGACUCUCCUGCGGCGCAUCCCCAAUCCUGCCACAGCUUGUGUCCCCAGCUGCUCGUUCCGGCACAGGGGAGAGUGGGAGGCAGGCUCGGAGUGUCCUUCUGCUUCUCACGCAGGGGGCCCCGGCUGGAGCCUUCAGCAUCCGUGUUCUCUGACCAAGAAGAGGAGGAGAGAGAGAACAGGGAACAAAAGAAAGAAAGGAUAAGGGAGAUCAUCGAGGAUAUUGACAGGGAAAUAAGGGAAACCAAUGAAAGAAAACACAGUGAGAGUGAGGGAGAAAAGUCAGUUUCUGGCAAAAAUGACAUUCAGCUAAUCCCCAGAGAGUCCACAGCAGAGGAGGAAACGAUGGAUAAAAGAGACAUAGUAACAGAACAUUGCCCCAUUUCCAUCACAGCCCCUUAUAAUCAGAUCUAUGACUCAAAAGUCUCACGAUCACCGACCCAGGUGGCAGUGUGGGACACAGCAUUGGCAUUGGCACACAUGGACACCAAACAGAGAGAGACGGGGAGAAAUCAUGAAGCACACAGAGGGAGGGAAGUCAGUGCUUUUGUGUCUGUGCUGGGGAAAGAUGGUUCAGGCCUGAGAUGGCCUGAAGGUUUGCUUAAGUUCACCAAGUCUCAACCACACAUCUCCUACAGCUGCAACCCACUCUGCUUGAACCUUCAGCCACCAGAAAAAUACACCGACGGUUUGCAGGACUCCACAAAAAAUCAGUUCUGCGAUCUUUCUGAUGAAUCAAAGCCACCUGUGGCAGCAGAUGCUGUUUCCUGUUUACAAAGACAAGCAAGAAAUGUAUUUAGAGCACAGGAAAAAGAUGAGCAGGAACAUCAUAUCAUUGUGCAGACAGAAGCACAUCUGCUCCUUAAAAAUGAAAACCUUUCAUCAUCAGAAACUGGACCCCAAAGAGGAAGAUACAGUUUAAGUAAUCUGAAUUGUGAGAAGGAAGCCUCCCCAUCGUUUGACCCUGCUCAGUGUGACAGAUCUACCACGAACUCCAGGAAUCCUCUGGGAGGCAGAUUAAAGGAUGCAAAAGGGAUCAGGAAGAGAGCCAUCAAAGCCCUGAGCUGUAAAUUAGAGUCUGUCGCCCAGUCUAGCACACAGGGGAUACGCAUCAGCCCGUCCAGGUGUGAAUGUGGGAGUGAGACAAUGUGCAACUGUGCCAGCGCUCCACAGUUAUGUGUGGGUGUCCCAAAAGUGUCACGCAAGAAGAGGAAGACCAAAACAAAGAAGCACAGGCUGAGAAAGAGGAAGGGGGUAGAGAGGGAAAAGGCCUCAAACAAGCGCCAAUUUACAAAGUGCAAAGUGAAGAGUGUUGUUUCUACAGUUUCUAAUGGAGGACAGAGCAGAGGAGAAUCUGGGGGAAGAUGGGAGAAGAAAAGGAGGCAAAGAGAGAUGAGGAUGAGGAGGGUGGCUAUAGUAGGAAGCCACGGUCUCCCGGGGAGCUAUGAAGCUGAGCCAGUAUCUGUCUCUGUCAGAAAGCGGCCUCACAGGAGCAACAGCACUGAAUACAAGUCUCAGCCAGGCAGGGAGCAGGCAGAGGACUGUAACAUCUACUCCCAGCUCACCAGAGUCACAGCAGAUAGACAUACUGAAGGGGAGUGUAGGCGAGAUGGAGAUUCAGUGACUUUUCCCUGGCGGUCUCACUUCUCUUUACGCGCCUUCUCACCAGGAUGUGACUCAAACUUGAUUUGGGAAAGGGGUCACCAUAACAACCCCAGGAGUAUCAUUGACUCCUGUUACCCUGACAACAGGUGUGUUAGAAGCCCAGCUAAAAAGAGAAAACUUCUCCACAGGGACUGGAAAGUCAUUCAUAGUAAGAGAAACUGUGAAGUCUGGGAGGAGAGUGGAAGGAAAAUCAGGGGACACUCAGACAGUAGAGACAGAGGACCCAUCUCAGACACUGAACACUGGGAGUGGAUGAGGAGGGACUGUUCCAGAGGUAAUGAGGAGGGCAGGUCAAGGGCUUGCUGGAGCUCAAGAAAUAGGUCAAUAGAUUGGGAUCAUGCUGCCAGGUUUAGUCCUAGUCCUAGCAGCUGGAGCAGGAGACACAGACAUCUCAGCACUGAAGAUGUAGACUGGGACAGGUGUAGUGUAGAUACAUGGACGUGGGGCAGCAGUGACAGCUGGGAAGAUAGGCAAACAUACAAGUCCAUUUCAGGGUCCAGGGUAGGAGCUGACAGCAGAGACAGCCCGUAUAGUAUGUGGAGAUGUGGAAGCACCAGACGCUCAAGUUCGAGACAUCCAUCAAGCCCUGAGUGGUGGAUGAGAGGACACCCGCAUUGCUGCCAAAGUGUAAUCCGCACACAGGGCAGCAGAUGCCAGAGCCCACGCUCCUGCAGCCCUUGCAGCAGUACCAAUAUGUCUGAACUGAGCUGUGAGUGGAGCAGAAGCAGCACUUGUUCAGGAGUCACUGCAGAUGAGUCCUGCAAGACGUUCUCAAGAACGGAAGAACUUCCCGAGGAGGCAAGAAAGCACCACGGCCCCAUGUCCAAUUCAUCUGGCCUUUCCUCUGCCCCCCCUUCUGAUUCCACCCCACACAUAUCCACUCCAAGAGAUCCAGGCCUCAAUAUGAACCACUGUGACAAAAGUCACUCACAGCUAAAAGAGACCACUCCACAGUCAGACCCUUCUGUUGGAUUCUCUGCCACUGGCACCACUCUGUUAAGACUAUGUCCCAGUAAGACUUUGCCACAAAAACCAGCUAGGAUGUUGAUUUUCCCUCUCAUAGGAAAACUUCCUGCAAUCCAGAGGGAGGCAAGAAGAAGGAAAGGGCUGCUGGAGAAGAAUCAAGAAAAGGAGAGGGAUGAGGGCCAUGGAGUUGAUCCUGGCACAACUGUUGACAGUCCAAAAUGUCCUCUGGACAAUGCUGAGUCAAAUCCCAGCAGCAUGCCAAAUCUCUGCCUGUCACAGAUUAGGACUGACGACAAACAAACUGUUGGAGAGAGAACUCCACCAAUCAGCUUUUCAGCUGAGGAGAUGGACAAAUAUCGUCUGCUGCAAGAGCAGGCGAGAGAACACAUGCAGAAAGUCCUGGAAAAGAAACAAGAGUGUGCAGAUACACACAUACAGAUAAGCUAUUCACACAGAGCACAUACAGAGAACUGUGUGAAAUCAGAAGAACAAUACACACCUGAACCUUUGCACAGCCCAGCACAGCCUCAAGCCCUGUUGAUGCAUACAAAUACAAUGCAAAGACAAUUCCAACACACCCUACACAUCAGUGUCCCCAUCCCACAAGUGAACCCACAAGAGAGCUUUACCCAGGCCAUGGCUCCAGCAGUCCCCAGCCUCACCCCUCUAACGCUGUCUCCCCCUCUCUCCAGUCUCCAUCAAAUCAUUUUACAACACACAGCUCUCUCCCUUCCCCCCCACUCCCCCUCCACUUCCAGCUCUUCACCCUCUCCUGCCUUCCACCCACACCCACAGCCACCUCACUGUCCCCUUUCCCUCCCUCAUACUUUUCACCUCUCCCCUGUUGCCAUCUCCUCCCUGUUUCCCUCCAUCGUGCUCUCCCAUCAUCCCAUCCCUCUCCUUCCCCAGUCCCCGGCUUUCCACACACCUACACUCACCCCACUCUCCCCGGUCCUGCAACCAUUGAACCCCCAGCCUUUCAUGGACAGAUCGUGGCCAGUGAGGUUUCAGCAGAAGGCGAUAUGAUUCUCACAGAGUGGCUGCCAUGUCCAUUAAUCUUUCUUGGCAACACUGACCAAUGAGAGAACGAAAUGGAAUGGUUGAAGAAAAGCCCGAUUUUUGGAGUCGGGUUGUGCCAGCGCUUUUUGCCUGUUUUCAAAUGAAAACUUGUGUCCCCAUUUAGGUUCCACUGUCCUGCAGCUGACAGUGAGGCACCAGACUUUGAUCCUUUGCAUUCGCUAUCAUUUCCCAUUCAGACCCAGAAUAAAAAGAAAGGUGCACCUGCUAUUCAAAGACAAACUGGGCUUGUGUCAUCCUCUCUUCUUCCUUUAGAGCCACAGGGAGACCAGCUGCCUUUUGAAGUACCCUCCAAGCUAGGGACAGAAUAACAAGAGAAAGUGAUAAUACUCCUUCCCUAUCUCCAUUUCAUACAGGUUAUCUGAGUCAAAGUGUGACUUUCAACAAACAUAAAUAAUGUACCAAUAGCCAGAGGGGCUGGCGCAGGCAUUUAUAGGGAUUUCUGGACACAAAUUCACAUCUGGAAGAACAACAAUUAUUUUCCAUAUCUGAUAUUGGUAAGGACCCAUUUUGUAGACAGUGUAAAU
This is a messenger RNA of Cololabis saira (Pacific saury), 5133 nucleotides long. Its product is annotated as G patch domain-containing protein 8. The record is from RefSeq and is a predicted model, not a curated record. Gene Ontology annotation, cellular component: nucleus. NCBI's taxonomy places the organism in Eukaryota, Metazoa, Chordata, Actinopteri, Beloniformes, Belonidae. The transcript has 5 exons. The coding region runs from base 230 to 4555 and encodes 1441 amino acids.